Phodopus roborovskii (desert hamster) is the source of this 1111-nucleotide messenger RNA. RefSeq names its product kallikrein related peptidase 15 (gene Klk15). NCBI's taxonomy places the organism in Eukaryota, Metazoa, Chordata, Mammalia, Rodentia, Cricetidae. Gene Ontology annotation, molecular function: serine-type endopeptidase activity. The record is from RefSeq and is a predicted model, not a curated record. The coding region runs from base 1 to 1020 and encodes 339 amino acids. Gene Ontology annotation, biological process: proteolysis. The transcript is spliced from 7 exons.
AUGGCGCAGAUGAAAUUGGAGGGGGUGUCCAUUAACGACUCCCCUGCUCCCCACACGACCUAUGCCCAGGGCUCUCAGCCCUCCCCCAGCCUCCCCCAUGGCAGCCGGGGCCUCCGCCCUCCUCCAGCUGGGACUGGCUGGGUGCAGCCCGAUGCCCAGCUGUUCAGCCAGUGCCCUUCUCCACAGGGCGACCUCACCCUUCCUCUGCUAAGCCCCUCUUCUGCCACAUCCGCAUUCCUACAGCCUCCUAGGCCCUUUGGCCCUGUUCCUGACCUUGGAGGACAGAGGGCAGAGUCUCAGGACGGUGACAAGGUACUGGAAGGCGAGGAGUGUGCUCCCCAUUCACAGCCAUGGCAAGUGGCCAUCUUUGAGCGUGGCCGGUUCAACUGUGGUGGCUUCCUCAUCUCCUCACACUGGGUGCUGACUGCCGCCCACUGCCAAACCCGCUUCAUGAGAGUGCACCUGGGUGAGCACAACCUUCGUAAGCGUGAUGGCCCAGAGCAAGUGCGGUUCGUCUCUAGAAUCAUCCCACAUCCAGGCUACGAGGCUCUUACCCAUCGGCAUGACAUCAUGUUGUUGCGACUUCUCCAGCCUGCCCUGCUGUCACGACAGGUGCGCCCUGUGCCUCUGCCCACACGUUGCCCCUUUACUGGCGAGGAGUGCAUGGUGUCAGGCUGGGGCCUGUUAUCAGACAGCAAGCCUGGAGCCGCAGAGAGCCACAAGCCACAAGUGAGACUCCCCGAUACGUUGCAUUGUGCCAACAUCAGCAUUAUCUCCGAAGCAUCUUGCAACAAGGACUACCCCGGUCGAGUGUUGCCCACCAUGGUGUGUGCUGGCGUAGAGAACGGUGGCACAGACUCCUGUGAGGGUGACUCUGGAGGGCCCUUGGUCUGUAGUGGUGCUCUGCAGGGCAUCGUAUCCUGGGGUGACGUCCCCUGUGAUACUACCACUAAGCCUGGCGUCUACACCAAAGUCUGCAGCUACUUGAAGUGGAUCCGGAAAAACAUGAAAAGGAACUGAGUCAUUGGCCCAGGACCUAGGUCCCUCACUGACCACCUGGGACCCUGACCAAGAAUCCCCCAUAGCCGGUCAGCAACCCCAUUCCUCCUGG